CAGAACAGUUUCUGUCAAGCCAGUUCGUGUGGUUUCGUUUCAUUUAAAGGGAGACUGUCACUCUGUGCAGUCGAGAACUUGGUAAAAAGCUGAUUUAUAAAAUGACAAGAGCCAGGCUUGAUUCAAGUUGUCCAUAAGGAGAGUGCACAAGAAAGUUCAUGCAAAGAGGACUUGGACUUGCCUCCUCCAGGGGGUGUGUGUGUGAUCUGUGCUCAGCAAAUGAAAGGCUGUAUGCAUGCAUAUGGAGAUUUAACAACUUUUCAGUUGUGUUAAUUGUGAAGAGAUCUGACCAUUUACCUGAAGGCACAGCACAACCUUGUUUCUAGGAACUUCCAGAGGUCAUUGCAAGAGCUGGUGGACCUCAAUUGCUUCUACAUUGGUGCCAACUGCAGGGGGGGUUGAUGGAUGCCUUCUGUUAACUGGAUAUUCCAUCCCAUCCAAAGUGCUUCCAGGACCCAUUGAUAAGGGAUUGAGAUCCAUCUAUUCUUUACAUUGGAUGUUUUGACCUGAUCUCUCUUGAGAAGCCAACUGUAGACUACUUUGGACUUAGGGGAAGUCUCUCAGCCUUACCAUGAGGACCCCUACAGUGAUGAUCAUUGGGAUGGUGUUUGCUCCUUGUGGACUGGUACUGAACCUCACUUCAACAGUGGCCCCUAACUGGAGGCAGAUUAGUGGUCUUAAUAAUAACCCCUCCGAUACAUCAUACCACCAGGGUCUCUGGGAUAUCUGCAUUCAGAUUUUGGGCUCAAGCUCCUCUUCUAACUUUAAUUGUGGACAAAGCAACACAGCUUACUUCAGCCUACAAGAAGUACAGGUUGCCCGGGGUUUAAUGAUUGCAUCUCUGGUUGGUACUGCCUUAGGUAUUGCUCUAGCAUCUCUUGGUGUCCGCUGUUGGCGAGAUAUACCCAUCUAUCUGGUGGCUGGGCUCGGUGGAUUGGUGAUCUUCAUCUCCGGGAUACUAAGUCUCAUUGCUGUCUCUUGGUACAACAAUGAUAUGUACACCAUGGGAGGAAUAACUAAUCUGGCUAGCACUUCUACCAUCCAAGUUGACUAUGCCCUGGUGCUUGGGUAUCUGGGAAGCUGUAUGGAGAUUAUAGGUGGCUUUUCGCUUUCUUUGAGCCUUGUUCACAACUGCAAGAAGUGCAUGGAGAAACGAGGCAAGUCACCUGCUGCCAUACAUUACAGGAAGAAGAAUAAGUACGCUCAGAAUCCCAUUAAAACAACUUACCCAGGGUCAACGGUCUACAGUGUGCGUGCUGAUAGCCCAGCUAGGGACCACGGUGCCACCAACUUGGGCUACAGUAUAGGCAAUGAUAACUAUCGGUAUGGGGAUGGCGGCCGGCGUGCUAAUUCUGUGGUCACUAACCCCAGGUCCUACACCAACUCCAUGGAUGUCAGGGAAGGCGAGCGUCCCAGAAGCUAUGGGAGACCAGAAAGCCAAUUGAGCUCCCUGCCAUGUGACUCUGAUUUGUUGUGAUUGACCCCAUAAUGGCAGAGAAGGGUUCCGCCAUCAUGCUAACUUGCACAUUUUGGACAUUUAAUAGUCAGAUGAACAAUACUACUGAAAAGUAACAAAUCAUGAAGGAAUAAAAUGUAAAAUUAUGCUUUUUAAAAUUGUAUUAUUUGCAAAUGUUUGUGUUUUUUAUAUUUAACAUGGAAACUUGUUCUAUGAAGAAAGAGGAUUGUAAAAUUUGAAUUUGCCUUAAAAAGUGCCAUAACGCCAAUUAACUGUGGAGACUCACGUAGACGGUUCAAAUGAAUGUGUGUCCAAGCCUCCAAGGUUCAGAUGUUGUGACUCUUAUUUUUCUCUACUUGUGACAUGUGUACAAUUGAAGUG
Messenger RNA from Pelobates fuscus (common spadefoot toad), 1837 nucleotides. RefSeq names its product claudin 23 (gene CLDN23). The transcript has a single exon. The coding region runs from base 572 to 1477 and encodes 301 amino acids. Gene Ontology annotation, molecular function: structural molecule activity. NCBI's taxonomy places the organism in Eukaryota, Metazoa, Chordata, Amphibia, Anura, Pelobatidae. Gene Ontology annotation, cellular component: plasma membrane; bicellular tight junction. Gene Ontology annotation, biological process: bicellular tight junction assembly; cell adhesion. The record is from RefSeq and is a predicted model, not a curated record.